UCAGAGGCAAGCUGCAAGAUGAAGCACUUACUAGUUUUUGCCAGUGUCUUUGCUGUAUUUCACCUCAGCAAUUGUGAUACCCCAGACUUUUGCCACCUUGCUGAAGAUGAAGGCGUUGGAAAAAGCUUCAUCGUUUUAUUGUACUACGACGCCAACAAUGACCAGUGCAACCCGUUCAUAUACAAAGGCCAGGGAGGCAACAGCAAUCGCUUCCUAAAUGAACGGGACUGCAUGAGGAACUGCUCUGCCAAGAUAGACCAGAUCUACCCCACGGAUGCAACGGGAAUGUGCCACUUGACGAAGCUCAGUGGUGGAUGUAACGGCAGGUUUCUGAGAUAUUACUACGAUUCUGUCCAUGGAAAGUGCAAAAAAUUCCUUUGGACAGGCUGCCACGGAAAUGGAAACCGAUUUUUUGACCAUGACAGCUGCAAUGCUACUUGUGCCGGUAUCUAUGACAACCGAGAGGAAGAAGAGGAAGAUGAGCCAGACACACCAAUUGCAAUCAUCUGUGGAGUUCUGCUCGCGGUUAUUAUCGCAACCAUCAUCAUAACCAUCAUUGUCUUGACAGUUCAGUCCAAAAAAAGUCAGAAAGCACCGGCAAAAAGGAAAGAUGAAGAGCCUGACGCUCCUCUCAGGGAGCAGAGUCUUGAAAUGGCAUGACCAACCAAACACCUUGGUUUUUUUUUUGUUUUUUUUUUAAGCGUUGAUACCUUACUUUAGAAUAUGAUUCUAACUUUCUGUUUAACACACGGUACUCAGUAUCGGUUUUGGGCCACCACUGUCUUUAUUGUUUUUACCUUUUUCACAACAGAAUUUUUGACAAGAUACUUCACAUCUUGGCUCGACAUAAAGGUGCAAUUCUAUUUCCAAUUUAGGAUAGAACCGCAUCCCUCCCCCCUUAAUGGCAGCACAUGUCUGUUCAUCAUUGACAGUACUGCCUUCUCAUGAGUGACAUUCUAGUUCAACACAUUCACUUUAGCAAGAACUAUAACAGUGGCCUUUGACCUUUGCAGUACUGUACAUAUGUAAAAGGCAUUCUGUAUUGUUUUUAAGAUACUGUUCAUCUGAUUGUGAGCCAAUACAAAAAUCU
This is a messenger RNA of Syngnathoides biaculeatus (alligator pipefish), 1090 nucleotides long. RefSeq names its product BPTI/Kunitz domain-containing protein. The record is from RefSeq and is a predicted model, not a curated record. Gene Ontology annotation, molecular function: serine-type endopeptidase inhibitor activity. Bases 19 to 660 code for a protein of 213 amino acids. The transcript has 6 exons. NCBI's taxonomy places the organism in Eukaryota, Metazoa, Chordata, Actinopteri, Syngnathiformes, Syngnathidae.